AUGAAGCUCUUGCUUACAACCAUCCUCGCCUCCUGGGCAACCCUUGGCGUCAGCGGCGCUACCCAGGAGCGGCAGGUCACACAACCUCUCGUCGACUCGGCCAGCUCCCAAGACCAGAUCACCAAGGAUAACGACAUCGCAACAGCCAACGGCGGCAACGGUGCCUUCGGCUUACCCGGCUACUGCGCCUCGGUCAACUCCAUCUGGAACCGCGUCUCCAGCGCCGCAGGCGCCAUAGUCUGGAAACAGUCUGGAAAUAGGACUUGUCGGCCACUGCUCUACGGGUCUCCCGCCACACCCGCCGAGGGCAUCACCGCGGACCUCGACGUCGACGGAAAGAUUGUGCUUGUCCGCGAGGCGUUGUAG
Molecule: messenger RNA, 366 nt
Organism: Colletotrichum orchidophilum
Lineage: Eukaryota; Fungi; Ascomycota; Sordariomycetes; Glomerellales; Glomerellaceae
Exons: 3
Coding region: 1-366 (121 amino acids)
Source: RefSeq, a predicted model, not a curated record